GUUGUAUAGACACAACAAUUUAGUCAAAUACGGGUCUUUUGUAGGCGUAACAGAAAGGAACAAAUUGGGGAGUCACCAAAAUGCUUUUCGCAGGCAAAGCUUCCGUCGGGGCCCACGCGUGUUUUUGUGUCAUGAUCGCACACUUGAUGCUUACUCAUGGAGCGCACGACAAUUUAGACUCAAGUAUUUACGGAUUUCAUCACGUGGGCAUUACGACUUCUGAUCUAGAGAAAUCUCAAAAAUUUUACGUCGAUGUUUUGGGUGGAAGUUUAGUGGAUGAUCUUAAGGGGAACAAUCUCCAGGGUGAUGAGGAAAUGUAUGUGCUCUUUCAGAAGGAAAUAUUGGAUGCUCAUGCGAGGAAUGUGAGUUUGGAUGAGGAAAAGGUGCCGAGUGUGUCUCGAGGUGGAGAUGUGGGACUGAGUAUUCGUUUUGUGUUGUUUGAUAAUCUGGUGGUUGAGUUGCUGGAGUUUAGUGAGCCAGGCAAGUCACAAGUAUAUGAUGCAAACUAUAAGUAUGCGACUGCAGCGUAUGUCAACACGGUCACAGUUUCGUUUUGGGUGAGAGACAAUGUUGAUCUAAAUGACUUUAUUACUCGUUUGGAAACAAUUUCCAAUCAAUUGUCAAUCGGCGUCAAGGUUAAUCAUGCCACAGGCAAUGCAGCUGCAACAACAUUUGGUGGAUCAGAAAUGAACGUCGAAGGGAUAAGUGUUGCUCAUGUCGUUGGCCCAUCAGGAGAACUUGUCGAGUUCGUGAAAUUCACUGGAGUAUCACGAUCGCGGUUGGCAACGGCUUUUCAUUCAAGGAAAGCUGUUAGUAAAGCUUUUUCAUCGAGUACAACGUGUUCUUCUGCUGAGCCUUUAGGAACUUGUUUGUAUGGAGUUCAUCAUAUUGGAGUGACGACGGAUGAUAUUGCUGCUUCUUUGAAGUUUUAUUCUGAUGUGAUGGGUGGGACUGUUCUUACAUCUCUCACUAUGAACAACGUGAACAGUGAUGGAGUAUACUACAGUUUCUUUCGGCAGGAAAUUUUGCAAGCAAGUCAUACAGCAGCUGAUUUAUCUGCAGCUGGAAUACCAGAUAUAGCAACUGACGGAACCGAGAAAUGCGACUUUGUGUUUGUUUUGUUUUCAAACAUGGUGAUUCGAUUGGGUCGCUUUUCUAGCAGACCAGCUGGUGAUGUGCUUUUUAAUGCUAGACAUUUAUCAUCCAGUCCAGCAUACGUGAGCAGUGGACACUUGACAUUUUGGGUAAAGGAAACAGUCGAUUUGAAUCAAUUCGUACAGAACGUCGAAGCUGCAAGCAGAAAUCUUGACCUUAAGCAAGUGCAAGGGAAUAGAGCAGUGGAUGUUGCAAGUGCUAGUGACUUAGAUAAAGUCCCUCUAUCAAAAUACAGCUACUCAAUCUCUGGUACUUUGACCAACUUUGACGGCUUGACGUACACGUACAUCAAGGGUCCAUCUGGGGAGCAGUUGGAAUUCCUCCAGUUGACGGGGAAGGCUAAUGAUGCAUUUAGAACGGCAUUCUGUGAUAGAGAUGCCGUAUCAACAGCAUAUUCUAGAAACAACUGUCCACACGACGCAAGUGAUGAAGACAAGAAAGAACAGCACGAAGGCGAGGAGGAGGAGGAAGACGAAGGCAAUACCGAUACUGUCAUAUUGGCUAUUAUGUGCUGCAUGGCGUUUUUAGUUGCUGUGAUUGUUGUUGUGUCUGUUUGCUAUUGUCACUAUCAGAGACCAACGCAAUUUCAGAAGCUCUAAUGGUUUAUGCUGUUUUGUGUUUUCAUUUUUUGUAUUGUUAUGAUUUGUACUGCUGGCUUACUGGCGU
Messenger RNA from Corticium candelabrum, 1821 nucleotides. RefSeq lists its product as uncharacterized. The record is from RefSeq and is a predicted model, not a curated record. Gene Ontology annotation, molecular function: methylmalonyl-CoA epimerase activity. Lineage: Eukaryota; Metazoa; Porifera; Homoscleromorpha; Homosclerophorida; Plakinidae. The transcript has 3 exons. The coding region runs from base 81 to 1754 and encodes 557 amino acids. Gene Ontology annotation, biological process: L-methylmalonyl-CoA metabolic process.